Molecule: messenger RNA, 1557 nt
Organism: Diatraea saccharalis (sugarcane borer)
Lineage: Eukaryota; Metazoa; Arthropoda; Insecta; Lepidoptera; Crambidae
Source: the annotation of a GenBank genome assembly
AUGUCUAAAGAGGAAAUAGCUGCUAAAAAAUCUGCUGUCGCAAAAGCACGGUUAGAGAGAAUCAAAAGUGAUCCAAUGUUGUUGGCUAAACACAAAGAGAAAGAAAGACUGAAAUAUAUUAAGAAGAAAGAGAAAGGACAGAGGAAAUUAGUUAAAGACAUGACCCUUCGAUAUUGUGCUCGCAGACGUAAGAAGCCUCUUACAGCAGCUGAAAAGCAGCGACGAUAUCGGGAAAGACUUAAAAAUAACCCUGAAAAGGAGGCAGAAAUUAAAAGAAAACAUCGUGAGAGAUACCAUAUGACCAAACGUUUAGUACGAGAUUUAACAAGACGUGAACAUCGUGCAAUGAAAGAGAAAUGGCGGUCAGCAGAUGGCUCAUACAAAAUGUUCCAUACCGGGAAAGGCAUAUCAGUACUGUUCGACAACUACUCGUACUCGUUCAAAGAGAAGGGGAAGAGUUUACUGGUCUGUUCGAGGAAGCGUAGUUGCGGUUGCGAAGCAAAAUAUGGUUCAUACAGAGUGAUCAAUGGCGGGAAAGGCAUAUCGGUACUGUUCGACAACUACUCUUAUUCGUUCAAAGAGAAGGGAAAAAGUAUACUGGUGUGUUCGAAGAAACGGAGUUGUGGUUGCGAAGCGAAAUGUGCAGAUUUUGCUGAAAUAAUAAAAUUAAGUGCUAAAAUCGUUGUCCUUCACAAAGGUUAUACUUACUCAAGACAAGGACGAAAUCAGAACUUAUACUAUUGUUCCAAAAAGUAUGUGAAAUGUUCUGCUAAGCUCAAGUUGUAUGAGAAAAAUACAGUUGUCGAAGGACCUGGUGAUCACGAUCACUAUCCACCUAAAAUUAUUAAGGCACCCGAUGUCACUUCUAAUAAGUUGGCUAUUGUUAUCAUAGGAGAGCCGGGGCGGAGACUGCUUUUAAAGGAACAAAAUUUAUUUCAUAAACAGCGUCCAGAUAUUGCUGAAAUUAUAAAAGUGGGCGGUAAAACCGUCGUCCUUUACAAAGGCUAUACUUACUCAAGACAAGGGCAAUCUCAGAACUUGGUCUAUUGUUCCAAAAAGAAUUCCAUGCAGUGUCCAGCUAAACUCAAGUUGGAUCCGAACGAUUUCGAAUUAGCAGUGGUGAACAAUAAGCAACUGAUGCUGUACCAACAAUACACAUACUCUAAAAGGGGUCCUUCUUUAAAAUACUGGUAUUGUUCAAAGAAACAGAGACAACAUUGCGGUGCUAAAGUCAAGUUGGACGACGCGAAGAGGAUAGUAUCUGUCGACAGCAAUCAUAACCAUCCUCCGCCAAAAUUCUAUAAACGAUGCGAUGAACACUACGAAAUGGUUUUAGUAAAUGGCAGGAAUCUAAUGAUGUACAAAGAUUACACUUACUCAAACCAUGGACCGUCAUUUCGCUACUGGUACUGUUCGAAGAAGAAAGCACCGCUGUAUUGUGGAGCUAAACUGAAACUAGACAACGAUAGACGCAUCGAAUCUGCCAUAACAACACAUAAUCACCCACCACCGAAGUUCUAUAAGACUAACAACGGCCAGUUGUUCAAACUAGACUGA